GAAAAAUGAGGUGUUUCUUGCUCUUAAUCAGCCUAUGUAUAGCGUACACACCAGCAACUUCGCAAGGUUUAUCAAAACCAUGCGUGAGAAAAGAAGAUACUAGCGGAAUCCGUUCAAUCGCAUACAGGGGCUGUAUGAUAAAUGGAGUUUGUCAGCCAUAUGGGAAAGGAAUAAAACAGGCACUUUCUUGCAUGGUUUAUGUUUGUAAACGAAAAGGACGUCUAUCUUAUGUGCGGCAUGAAGUAACUGGCUGUAGAUUGAAUCGCAGAUGCUAUGAGUGUGGUAAAAUUAUAAAUUUAAGGACGUGUAUCCGACUUACUUGUACGUAUUCGCCAGUUACUGGAUAUAAGUGGAAAAAGGAAUUAAGAGGUUGUAGGGUAAAUGGAGUUUGUUAUCCAGAUGGGGGAAAAAUACGACAGCCAUAUUCUUGCCUGGUUUAUACUUGUGAGCGAAUAGGACAUGUAUUUUAUAUGCGGCAACAAACAACUGGUUGUUUAUUGAAUUACAAAUGUUACCAGAAUGGUAGAAUUGUGACUGCAAAAAGGACAUGUGAACGAUUUAUCUGUACGCAUUCACCAGUUACUGGAUAUAAGUGGAAAAGGGAAUUCACAGGCUGUAGAGUGAAUCACAAAUGCUACCAGUCUGGUGAAACUGUAGCAGAAAGUGAAUGUGUACUCCUUACCUGUACGAAUUUAUCAAUUACUGGAUAUAAGUGGAAAAGGGAAUUCACAGGUUGUUUAGAUAAAAAUGUGUGUUACAAAACUGGAAAGAAAUACAAACUCAAGCACUGUCGCUAUGGAAUUUGCAAGAAACUCGAAAAUGGAUAUAAUUUUUUCAAAGAAUUCAUGGGUUGUCCAAUAAAUGAUCAGUGUUUACCCGUUGGAACAAGAAAGCGAUUCAAUUGUUUUGAUUUAUAUUGUCGAAAAAUACGGUUUGGGGCUAUCCUCGAAACUAAAUAUAAGGGUUGUUCUUAAGAAAAGGCGGAUGCACCAAUAUAUUCGGACGUAGAGAUACGUAGGAAUCCACAAGAACAAGUUAAUAUCAGUUGUAAAAUUUACACAGAGUGCUUGAACUUGUACAUCAGAUUGAGGUUGAAGUUUUGUAUAAAAAUUCUGUAACCUAAGUGUUAAUAAUAAUUAUUAUUGUGGACAACAAUUUUGGCAAUUCCAUUAGGUUACACGCUUAACAAGCAGUAACGACAAAAGUAAUAGCUAUUGUGACAAGAUAACUUCUUAAUCAUCCGUCAAUGAAAAUACUUGGGUCCGUUUCAUUAAGAUUUUAAAUGUUCAAUGUACAAUCGUCAGUCGAUAAAUGUACAACUGGAAGACAAUAACAACACAGCAACUCGAUUUUCUUCUGUAUAUUUGUAUAAAAGUUUUAUAUUCUUAUUUAUUUUCAAACAAUGUUAAUGUUUAAUA
Messenger RNA from Octopus bimaculoides (California two-spot octopus), 1418 nucleotides. RefSeq lists its product as uncharacterized. NCBI's taxonomy places the organism in Eukaryota, Metazoa, Mollusca, Cephalopoda, Octopoda, Octopodidae. The record is from RefSeq and is a predicted model, not a curated record.